AUGGAUGCUGGAGAGAAAAAGACCGCGAUUCCAAAGGAUUUUAUAAAGCACCUAGCAGACCAGUCCAUUUUCAAAUGGGAUGGAGUCGUUCCCCCUUGUUGGAAAAUCGAGAUUACGGAGACGGGAGUCACUGCUUUUAUACAGUGGAAAAAUAACGAGAAAACAGAAAAGAAGAAGGAGUCAAAGAAAAGAAAAUACGAUCAGAUUUCAAAAGGUCAAAAAACUUCGGAAAGAAGCGCGUCGAAAAGUUUACCAGAAGAGACGGAAGAGAUUAUCGUAAAAGAAGAACCUGCUGAUGAGUUCUACACGGGGGAAGAAAAAAUUGAGGAGAUAAAAAACGAAUUCGACGGGUCUUCUCAAUUUAUUUCAAUUGAUAUUCCGAGUCCGAGUUCGCUCGAAGCGUUGGUUUACAAAAACGGUUCUCUUACGAGACUGAUGGCAAUACGGGAAGAGAUUGAUCGAGGGUUGAAUCUGUCGAAAGUUAUCCGGAGAUUGAUGAACAUCGUUUUUGCGAAAGAAGAGCUGCUGGUAGAGAGCAUCAAGGAUGUCAACUCUGAGAAGAUUGAAAUGAUCGUCAAAGAAGCACAACGCUGGUACAACUGCAGAUCGACUGAAGUUCGCCAAAUUAUUUCUUUCCGACUGUCGGAAAUUCGAAAAACGAACUAUGGCAAAUUUACCAGAUCGAAUGGAGUUACAAUUGAUGAUUUACGAAGAAUGCAACAGCCUUUCAGGACCAUUCUGCCAAAACCUGAGCCGAUUUUUCAAGAAGAAGCGACAGUUACUGAGCUCGAUUGA
Oikopleura dioica is the source of this 795-nucleotide messenger RNA. The record is from the annotation of a GenBank genome assembly. NCBI's taxonomy places the organism in Eukaryota, Metazoa, Chordata, Appendicularia, Copelata, Oikopleuridae.